This is a messenger RNA of Daktulosphaira vitifoliae (grape phylloxera), 1046 nucleotides long. RefSeq names its product ubiquinol-cytochrome-c reductase complex assembly factor 1 (gene Uqcc1). Gene Ontology annotation, biological process: mitochondrial respiratory chain complex III assembly. Lineage: Eukaryota; Metazoa; Arthropoda; Insecta; Hemiptera; Phylloxeridae. The coding region runs from base 152 to 871 and encodes 239 amino acids. The record is from RefSeq and is a predicted model, not a curated record. Gene Ontology annotation, cellular component: mitochondrion. The transcript is spliced from 6 exons.
UUUCAAAUAAAUUUGUUUUUGUCCAUGAAAUUGAAUUAAAUUUUUUAAUUAAAUAUUGAAAGUUAUUACUUCUAACAAUCAAAUAUAAAAUAAAAUAAACAGUGAAUAUUUUAUUUCAACUGUGAAUAGUAUAUUUUAAUAAAAUUAUUUCAUGUCGUUCUUACCUAUAAGAAGGGCAUUAAUAAUUAAUGCUUCUGUCAUAAACUCACUUAUUACAAAACGAAGUCAAAUGAUUUACUUAAAUACAUAUAAUUGCACUAUCCAAAAAAGAUAUGCAGUAUCAGAUCACAUUAGUGCUAAUAUUAAAAAUAAGUGGUAUGAUCUGGUUGAAAGAUUAAACAUAGUAAAUCCAUUAAGUAAAACAAGAAUUCAAGCUAAUAGCUGGUUAUUAUAUGAGACUCUAAUUGACCAAAUUCCAUUUAAUAUUAUAAUGAAAAAACUUGAUUUACCUGAUACAUUUAACACUUGGUUUAUAAUCACUGAACUUCAUCUGUGGAUGGUAUUUGUAAGAAUAAUGAAUGAAAAGACCAAAGGACCUAUGAUUAGAAAUUAUAUGAUGGAAGCUUUAUGGAAUGAUGUUGAAUUUCGAACUAAAAAGUUAAGAGUAAAUCCAGAUACUCGUCAAAAUCAAGUUAAAGAACUAAGUGAACAAAUUCGUGGAGCUUUAAUUGGAUAUGAUGAAGGUUGGCUAACAAAUGAUAUAAAUCUAGCGGGAAUGGUAUGGAGAAGAAUAUUUAAUCAACAAUGCAAUGAUCCACAAAAAUUAGAAAUAGUUGUAAAAUAUAUUAGAAAACAGAUGGCUAAUCUUCAAAUGCAAUCAUUUGAUAGCUUAUAUACAAACAAAGAAAUAAAAUGGAUUAACUUUGUAUAGAAACAAAUUAUAUUGUAAAUAGAAUAACAAUGUAAUAUUACAUAUACAUAUUAUGUAUGUCAUUAUUUACACUAAAAUAUAUUUAAACGCAUAUGAGUAUAUAAAUACUACAUGCAUGUAUAUAAGUUCUCCUUUUAUACUUCAACAUGUUUAAUAAAAUUAUAGUUGAAAUUCA